GGGCCCCUCUGCAGGCUGCUGCUGGAAAUGCAGCGAAGAACGUUUAAUAGGAUACAGCCACUCUGCCUUGCCCUUCAGUAUUUAUUAGAGGGGCUUGGUGAACUUGACCUGUUUUCAGGGCUGCUCAGUGUGUAGCAACAGGAGCAUCAUAUGAUGGAGAAGUAAAAGGAGCUGAAGCUUAUGUGUUAAAAUGUAUAUGUGUACCUUGUCAGACCCUACUGUCGCCACUCAUGGAAAAGUGGCUGCCAAGUCCUGACUCUUGUUCACAUAUUGAGAAAUACAGACCCCAGACUGAGGGCUACCAACCCUGAAGCAAGUGGAGUCUGGGGAAGUGCUCCUAGUCCCAGGACGCUGUGGGAAGAGUCAAGAAAGCAGGAAGUGUUGGCAGGAAGCCAGAUGAGCCAAUAAAAACUGAAGGUGUGAUUUUUAAUUGGAAGCAGGACCUUUCAUUGUGUCAGCCGAGGAGAGCUGGACAGAUAUGAAUUAAGUCCGGAAGCAAAGCCUGGAGAAUCCAGUGACAUCCAUGCUUAGGGAAGGACUAAACCUUGGAACAACUGAUAUUUACACUGCCCAGUGAGGGGCAUGGUAGCAUUGAAUAUUCCUUACAUGGAAGAGAAUUUAUCAAACAUUCUAAUGGAAAAAUGCAACUUCAACUCUACUAAAGUCUUUUGAAUGGAGUCAUUCUGCUGAGUGAACAUAUUGUAGAAUCUUUACAAAGGGGAAUGGUCGAUGCUAAUGCAACGGGCACAGUAGUCAUACAAGUAAAAGGAAAUUCUUGAACAAUCAAACUGGUCAAUGGCUCUUAAGGAAGAGCACCAACCAAGGACCAAGCAAAUAUCAUUUCACCUCCCACCCACAGUGUCAGAGAUACCACACAGAGAAUCCCUCCUUUACAUCUCUCCUACACCGGAUAAUAACAUCAUAGGUGUUGGGCAGGAUGGAUUGGUUUCCAUCUGGACCAGAAACUUAAAACUGAAGAAGAGUCGGCUUAUACUUGAUGAAAACAAAGUAUUAAACAGAAAACUGAAAUGGAUUUUAGAUUCAACUUUAAUGCCUCAGUACAAUAAGUUGAUUAUAGGAACCUGUGACAGAGAGAUACGCCUAUAUGAACUUUCCAACUUUGAACCAUACUGUCAAAUCAUUGGCCUUGAAACAAUGCCUCUACACUUAGAUUACAGUGUUCGAGAGGAAGAUGAAUGCAUAAUUUUGUAUGGUGAUGAACAGGGCUCUGUUAACAUAAUCUUGAUCUCUUCCGUGGGAGAAACACUUAGGAAUUGGACAAAGUGUCCAGCUAUGGAGGAAAUCCCCAGUGUUUCCUUGGAGAACAUUAUUGAUAGUAGAAACAUCACCUUCAUUCGCUGGAAGGUUCAUAACGAUUGGGUGACCAAGAUCAAGUAUAUUCAUUCUAUAGAUUCCAUUAUAUCCAGUUCAAAUGAUGAUUAUACUGCAGUAGUUAUAGGCUGUGUCAGUGGAACUAAAGAUGUGCAGCAUCGUCUGAAGAUUCUGAUGGACUCGAAAAGUGUUCCAACCAGGUGCUCUCUGCCAGCUGGGUCUUCUCCUCCAAGGCGCUUUAACUGUGAUGAAUCCCAGUUCAAAGUGCCCAGAGGGGUCAAGGCCUUUGACUUCUGUAAAGAAAGUAAUAUUCUUGUGACUGGUGGUUUGGACCGGAAUAUUCGUCUAUGGAAUCCUUAUGUCCCUGGAUGGGCUAUUGGCUUACUGCGUGGACAUACUUCCCCAAUUGGCUUCCUGUGUAUAGCUGAUGGCAACACAAAGCUCUUCUCCGUCUCUAUGGACAGCACAGUCAUGGUGUGGGACAUUGAAGACCAGUCUUGCCUCCUCAGCGUGAUUCCCAAGGCCAGUCAGAUCAGAGGAGAGAUGGCAGUUUGUUACUUCUCAAAUGAGCUGAGAGCUCUCUACCUUGCAGCAGAUUGCCUUGUUCUCCUACACUUCCAAAAGAAGGAAGACCGGAUAAGUAAUUCUUGUGUAUCCCAUAAUGAGGCAAUCCUCUGCUGCCAAUAUAAUAAGCCAUUCCGGCAGGUGGUUAGUUGCUCGGAAGGAUCUGCUAUGAAAGUGUGGGAUCUUCAGAAUGGGCAACUGGUUACUGAAGUCUAUGGAGCUCAUGGAGAUGCUGCUGUGAUCUGUAUGGCCUUAGACACCAGUGGCAAGAGAUUGAUCACUGGAGGCAGAGAUGGAAGCCUGAAAACGUGGGAUUGUAGCACCAUGCGUUCUAUACACACCCUUAAGCAAGCAGCCACUUCGAGUGAUGAAGUCACCGCCUGCACAUAUGCUGAUAUUUACAGCAACAGGUACAUCAUUUCUGUUGGUUGGAACAGGAAGAUCAAUAUUUUCCCUGAUCUUCACAGUGAAACAUCUGAAGGGCCAUGCCCACAAAUGGAUUGGAUUGACAGAGCGGAAAAUGGUCACAAAGAUGAUGUGUUAUGUGUGUCCUUCUGCCCUCCAAAUCUCGUGGCCUCUUCUAGUUACGAUGGUGAAAUUCUCAUAUGGAAUCUCAUCUCAGGACAUGUUUGCAGCCACCUCAAUGCUAUAAGCAGCGCAGUAAUGGAGGAUGGGACAGAGGAUUUACUCAUCAACAAAGUCACAUUUCUCCAGUCAAGGACAGAAAGGAAGAUGACAGCAGCUUCUUUAGUGUCAAGUGGACCCAGAGGUUAUAUUACGUUUUGGAAUAUAUUUGGAGAAGGGAAGCUAUUUGCUUAUUUUGUUGGAUCCAAGAAGAGGUCUGCAAUCAGUGACAUAGCUGUCAGUGAUGAUGAUUGCCUUCUGUGUGCAGCUGACCAGCUGGGUUACAUCUAUAUUUGGAACAUCACAAUAUAUGCCCUUCAGGGACCAGAGGAGAAACCGCCAGCUUUGCUGCAGAGUUGGAGAGCUCACAGCUGCAGUGCUACAAGUGUCACCCUGGUGAGUGAAAACCAGCUGCUUCUCACCUCAUCCUUGGACUGCACAGUGAGGCUAUGGAGCCUAGAAGGGGAAUACAUAGGUACAUUUGGCCAAAAAGAUCUAUGGAACAUCAAGGAUAACACAUCGUGGAAGCCAGGCUCUAAUCUAGAUGGCCACAUUACUCCAACUAUGCGUGCUAGGCAGGUGUCAGCAGUAAAACCAAGCUGUGCCACAGGGAGGGAAGAUAAGGAAAGCAGCACAGAGCUUGACAGUCAGGUGGCUUCUCAUUCGAGCCUGAUAAAAGAUGACGAAAUUGCAGAAGAACUGACACAAAGGCAGACAGCAAAGUCAGAGCGCAGAGCACUUCAUUCUCAACUCAAAUCCAUUACACAAGAAACCAGAGUGCAACCGACUUAUCAUUCCCUCCAACUUUGUGAGUUAACCUAUGUACCACCAGCCGCCUUCCAUAAACGAAAUCCAACAGAAUGUGACGAUCCAGACAAUCUGACAUUCUAACAUGUCUUUUGGGAGUGUGUUUGAGGCAGAUGCCACUCACCUCUCAGUAUGGCAACGAACAAAAGGCAAGUUCUUCGCAAAGCAUCAUCUCGGUGUUUGAUUUUUUUUUUAAAUGACAAAUGUAACUAUGGGAAUUUUAGGCCUUUAUGCAGUUAAUUCAGUUCUUGUUACUCACCUGCUCUUGACUCCGAGUUGGUUUUAGUGAAGCAGCUGUGGCUUGCUUAGCAUGCGACCUCGGCUUCUUGACCUUCCAGCACAGCUUUAGACCAGGCAUUCUCAAUCUUCAUUGCAUUGCCACCCUCUUCUGACAACAAAAUUACUUCACAACCCUGGGAAGGGGGUCUCAAGCCUGACCCUCCCUCUCCCCUCCUCCCACUGUCCCAACACUCUGAGCAGGGCGCCAAAGCUAAAGGGCUUCAGUCCCAGGUAGGGGGCCUGCAAUUGGAGCUUUAGGCUUGGUGAUGGUUCUGUAAUAUCUGACUUAAAGUAGGUGGCCACUUAUUUUUAAACCUCUAGAUCUGAGAGUUGCCUUUUAAUACUAGUGAGCAGGUUUAAAACUAAUAAAAGAAAGUUCUUCACACAGCGUGUAGUCAUCCUGUGGAACUCCUUGCCAGAGGAGGCUGUGAAGGCUAGGACUAUAAUAGAGUU
Molecule: messenger RNA, 4059 nt
Organism: Pelodiscus sinensis (Chinese soft-shelled turtle)
Lineage: Eukaryota; Metazoa; Chordata; Testudines; Trionychidae
Source: RefSeq, a predicted model, not a curated record